Molecule: messenger RNA, 1367 nt
Organism: Bicyclus anynana (squinting bush brown)
Lineage: Eukaryota; Metazoa; Arthropoda; Insecta; Lepidoptera; Nymphalidae
Gene: Ubc13
Product: ubiquitin-conjugating enzyme E2 N
Exons: 1
Coding region: 223-678 (151 amino acids)
Source: RefSeq, a predicted model, not a curated record
UUAUCUAUGCUCCAGUUAAAAAAUUGAAGUUGGUACUAAAACCAUCGCUUUUAGAGUUGCGUUUUCAGCAUUAUCAUGGUUAAAAUGCUAUUAUAAUUUAUUAGUAUAAAAUACGUGCCUCAAAUAUAGUUAAAAUACGUGAAGUGCAAAGACAAUUUGAUAUAUUAAACAAUUAUAUGAAUACCUGCUUUUUGACAAAUUGCGCUAGACCGCAUAAAUAAAAUGGCAGCCCUACCACGUAGAAUAAUCAAAGAGACACAGCGAUUGAUGCAGGAACCCGUGCCGGGGAUCAGCGCGGUACCGAGCGAGAACAACGCGCGUUACUUUCACGUAAUCGUCACCGGUCCGGAGGACUCACCGUUCGAGGGAGGACUAUUCAAAUUAGAACUAUUCCUGCCAGAGGACUAUCCUAUGUCAGCGCCUAAGGUUAGGUUUAUAACUAAAAUAUACCACCCGAACAUAGACCGGCUAGGUCGCAUAUGCCUCGACAUCCUGAAAGACAAAUGGAGUCCCGCGCUGCAGAUCCGCACGGUGCUGCUGUCCAUCCAGGCGCUGCUGUCGGCGCCCAACCCCGACGACCCGCUGGCCAACGACGUCGCCGAGCUGUGGAAAGUGAACGAGAGCGAGGCUAUCCGAAACGCGAAGGAGUGGACCAGGAGAUACGCCAUGGACAACUGAGCGCGCCGUGCCUUGUCCACGCGCGCCGCGCACUGGACGAACACAAUAUAUUUAACAUGAUUUUAAGAGUGCAAGUUAUGUUUUACUACCUAGAUCGAGUAACUUGUGGAGAGACAAUUGUGGACAAAUUUUUAUUACCGGCGGGGGCACCGAGCCCUCGUGCCGCGGCCGACCUCGGCUCACCACGGCCGACCUCGGCUCUCCCAUAGCCUCGCCCCUGGCUGCCGAGUGUAGUCUGGCAAGCCCACAGAUUAUCCUUUACCCAAACACAUGUAGCUUGGUUAUGAUAUUAGGUAUGCAUAUUUUUUUACUAUAAUUAUUAAAAUAGCUAAAUAUAAAAAUUCCUGAGACCCUAUUGUAUAUACUUUAAUAGUUGAUCAAAUUUGGUUACAUUUAUACAAAGGAUAUAGUGUACGGUCGCAAAGUUCAACGCCUUUGUAUAACUUUAUCAGUUUGGAAGUGCAACAAAAGGUUUAUCAGUUCUUGAUCUCUGCAGAUACUGAUUUUCUUCAUAACUAGUGGAAUAUUGAGUAAUUUAUUAUUUUUCCAGUGAUUAUUUGCAUAAAAUAAUUUAAAAAUGAAUCUUAUGUACUAUAUACGUUGUAUAAAAGGUUAUCAUUAAAUUGUAUUUAUGUACAUUUGAUUUGGCUUUGUGAGAAACUUGAAAAUACAUAAUAAACAAAUGCUAA